UUCAGAAAAACGAAACUUAACUCUGUCGCUGUCAGUAAAAUGAGCAGUAAAAUAGCAGAGGGCAGUAUCUAGGUGAGUCUGCUCAGAAUCAGGAAAUAUCUUCUGCUAAUUCUCACAGAGACUGAAAGGAACUACAGUACACUCUGAAAUAAAACUAUUUUGUCAAUUUGUGCAGGAAAAUGGCAGAGGUCAGUAUCUCAGUGGAUCAGGACCAGUUCAGCUGUACAAUUUGUCUGGAUCUACUGAAGGAUCCGGUGGCUAUUCACUGUGGACACAGUUUCUGUAUGGGCUGUAUUAAGGGCUGCUGGGAUCAGGAUGAUCAUACUGGUGUCUACAGCUGUCCCCAGUGCAGACAGAUCUUCACCCCAAGACCUGAUUUAAGAAAAAACACCAUGCUGGCUGAAGUGGUGGAGAAACUGAAGAAGACAGGACUCCAAGCUGCUCCUCCUGCUCACUGUUACGCUGGACCUGGAGAUGUGGCGUGUGAUGUCUGUACUGGGAGAAAGCACAAAGCUGUCAAGUCCUGUCUGGUGUGUCUGGCCUCUUACUGUGUAACUCACCUCCAGCCUCACUAUGAAUCUCCUGCCUUUAAGAAGCACAAACUGGUCGAAGCCACUGGAAACCUGCAGGAGAAGAUCUGCUCUCAUCAUGACAAACUGCUGGAGGUUUACUGUCGUACUGAUCAGCAGUGUAUCUGUUUUCUGUGUGUGAUGGAUCAACACAGAGGUCAUAAAAUAGUCUCCGCUACAGCAGAAAGGACUAAGAAACAGAUGCAGUUGGGAGUGACACAGUGUAAAUUCCAGCAGAGCAUCCAGGAGAGAGAGAAGGGGCUGCAGGAUCUGAGACAGGCUGUGCAGUCACUCAAGCACUCUGCACAGGCAGCAGUGAAGGACAGCGAGAGGAUCUUUACUGAGCUGAUCAGCUCCAUUGAGAAAAGGCACUCUGAGGAGAAUGAGCUGAUCAGAGAUCAGGAGAAGGCUGAAGUGAGUCGGGCUGAAGGACUCCUGGAGCGACUGGAGCAGGAAAUUGCUGAGCUGAGGAGGAGAGAUGCUGAGCUGGAGCAGCUUUCACACACAGAGGAUCACAUCCAGUUCCUCCAGAACUGUCAGUCUCUCUCUGUCCCUCCUGGACCUGGAGACUUACCCAGCAUCACUGGCAGUCCACACAUCUCUUUUGAGGCUGUGAGGAAAUCUGUCUCUGAACUGAAAGAGCGACUGGAGCACAUCAGCAACCUGAAACUGAUCAAAAUCUCCGAAUCAGUGAAAAAAGUCUAUAUUCUACAGCCCAGGACCAGAGAGGAUUUCUUACAGUAUUCCUGUCAGCUCACACUGGACCCCAACACAGUGAAUCAACACCUCCGUCUGUCUGAGGGGAACAGAGAGGUGACCCAUGGGAAUGAGAUCCAGUCAUAUCCUGAUCAUCCAGAGAGAUUUGACUACUGGUUCCAAGUGCUGUGCAGAGAGGGUCUGUCUGGACGCUGUUACUGGGAGGCUGAGUGGAGUGGGUAUGAGCUAGAAAUAGUAGUGUCAUAUAAAGAUAUCAGCAGGAAAGGGGAUGAUUAUGUCUGUAAUUCGGGAUGUAAUGAUAAGUCUUGGAGUUUGCGCUGCUCUCGCUCCAGUUACUCUUUCUGGCACAAUUAUAAGAGCACUAAAAUCCCUGUUCCCCCCUCCUCCAGAAUAGGAGUGUACCUGGAUCACUGGGCAGGAACUCUGUCCUUCUACAGCGUCUCUGACACAAUGACCCUCCUGCACAGAGUCCAGACCACAUUCACUCAGCCCCUCUAUCCUGGGUUUUGGGUUGAUGUUGGAUCUUCAGUAAAACUGUGUGAUCAAAAACUUAACUCAGUCUCUGUCAGUGUGAGCAGUAAAAUGGCUGAAGGUGGAGGUUUACUGGAUCAGGACCAGUUCAGCUGUGCAAUCUGUCUGGAUCUACUGAAGGAUCCGGUGACUACUGCCUGUGGACACAGUUUCUGUUUGGGCUGUAUUAAGGGCUGCUGGGAUCAGGAUGAUCAUACUGGUGUUUACAGCUGUCCCCAGUGCAGAGAGACUUUCACCCCAAGGCCUGUUUUAAGAAAAAGCACUAUGCUGGCUGAAGUGGUGGAGAAACUGGAGAAGACAGGACUCCAAGCUGCUCCUCCUGCUCACUGUUACGCUGGACCUGGAGAUGUGGCGUGUGAUGUCUGCACUGGGAGAAAGCGCAAAGCUGUCAAGUCCUGUCUGGUGUGUCUGGCCUCUUACUGUGAAACUCAUCUCCAGCCUCACUAUGAAUCUCCUCCUCUUAAGAAGCACAAACUGGUCAAAGCCACUGGAAACCUGCAGGAGAAGAUCUGCUCUCAUCAUGACAAACUGCUGGAGGUUUACUGUCGUACUGAUCAGCAGUGUAUCUGUUAUCUGUGUACGAUGGAUGAACACAGAGGCCAUGAUACAGUCUCAGCUGCAGCAGAAAAGACUGAGAAACAGAAGCAGUUGGGGGCGAUACAGAGUAAAUUCCAGCAGAGAAUUCAAGAGAGAGAGAAGGAGCUGCAGGACCUGAGACAGACUGUGCAGUCAAUCAAGCGCUCUGCGCAGGCAGCAAUGGAGGACAGUGAGAGGAUCUUUACUGAGCUGAUCCGCUCCAUUGAGAGAAGGCGCUCUGAGGUGAAAGAGCUGAUCAGAGAUCAGGAGAAGGCUGCAGUGAGUCGGACUGAAGGACUCCUGGAGCGACUGGAGCAGGAGAUUGCUGAGCUGAGGAGGAGAGACGCUGAGCUGGAGCAGCUUUCACACACAGAGGAUCACAUCCAUUUCCUCCAGAGCUGUCAGUCUCUCUGUGUCCCUCCUGGACCUGGAGACUUGCCCAGCAUCACUGUCAGUCCACACAUCUCUUUUGAGGCUGUGAGAAAAUCUGUUUCUGAACUAAAAGAGCAACUGGAGGACUUCUGCAAGGUGGAACUGGUCAAAAUUUCUGAAUCAGUGAAAGAAGUCCAUGCUGUAGAGCCCAGGACCAGAGAGGAUUUCUUACAGUAUUCCUGUCAGCUCACACUGGACCCCAACACAGCGCAUAAACGCCUCCGUCUGUCUGAGGGGAAUAGAGGGGUGACCCAUGUGAGAGAGAGCCAGUCAUAUCCUGCUCAUCCAGAGAGAUUUGAGCGCUCGCCCCAAGUGCUGUGCAGAGAGGGUCUGUCUGGACACUGUUACUGGGAGACUGAGUGGAGUGGGGAUAGGGUUUUUAUAGCGGUCUCAUAUAAAGAGAUCAGCAGGAAAGGGGGGGGUGAUGACUCUGCUCUGGGAUGGAAUAACAAGUCCUGGAGUUUGGACAGCUCUUCCGCUAGUUACGCUUUCUGGCACAAUGAUGAGCGCACUGAAAUCCCUGCUCCCCGCUCCUCCAGAAUAGGAGUGCACCUGGAUCACAGGGCAGGAACUCUGUCCUUCUACAGCAUCUCUGACACAAUGACCCUCCUGCACAGAGUCCAGACCACAUUCACUCAGCCCCUCUACCCUGGGUUUUGGGUUCAGGUUGGAUCUUGUGUUAAACUGUGUGAUCUGGGAUGGGAGAGAGGGAAGAUCAGUUGUAAUCAGAAUGAGAGAGAAAUACUGCAGUGAGGUAGAGACGAGAAAUAAAUAAAAUAUAAAUGAUUAAAUAUGAGGGUCUGUUGAGGGGCUCGAACAUUGGGAAAAUUAAUUUAACAGCAGGCGCAACAUUUUUUAAAAGUGUUUUUUUAGAGAAUUUUUUAUUUGAACAUCAGGUAAAAUAAGAAAAAUAAAAACAUAACUGGAAGAGACUUCAACGUCAUUCCUCCAAACUCGUCCUGACAUAAUCGACAGUCCCAGAUAUUCCACUGGACUGCAGGAGGAUGUGACACCAAGUGGACAGGUCCACAAACACUACUGCCCAUUCCAAAGAAAAAAAUCUGAAAAUCUGGGUUCAAAAACUGAAGAGAGGUAAAGCUGGAAUAAGACGGUAAAUAUGUGGGUUUAGAAAAUAGGAUCCUCUGCUUUCAUUUCUGCUUCUUCCACACGGGAAUUUUAUAAAUGCUUUGUAAUGAUCACACUGUUUGUAGAAAGUCCUUCUGUAGUUUAUGUUCAGGUGUCCUUCGUACCAAUGUGACGCUGGCCUGCCUUAAAAUAGGACGGGUUAUUGUCAUGUCUUUAAGAAGCUGAUUUCAGUACAGAGUAGAAGUGCUAUGAUUCAAGUAAGUUAUAAAUGUAUCAUGUAUGUUUUGUUGGGCGUUGUUCUGUAAGACUUUUCGACCUUCAAUAAAAACUCCUUUACAAACCCU
Molecule: messenger RNA, 4255 nt
Organism: Anguilla anguilla (European eel)
Lineage: Eukaryota; Metazoa; Chordata; Actinopteri; Anguilliformes; Anguillidae
Product: E3 ubiquitin/ISG15 ligase TRIM25-like
Exons: 12
Coding region: 180-3578 (1132 amino acids)
Molecular function (GO): protein binding; zinc ion binding
Source: RefSeq, a predicted model, not a curated record